GCAUCAGCCAGAGCCAGCGACACACUACACCACUAGCUGGCUGAUAGUAUCAUAGUACUACAUUAUUAGUAGUACCGAGGCAAGCAAUGGCGUCUCUCUACCCAGGCCUGCUGCUGCUACUGAUGGCGCUUCUCUCAUCCGCACAUGGAGCAACCACGUUUAGAAGCAAAAUCUCCGCUGCCUUCGUCUUCGGUGAUUCGAUCGUUGAUCCCGGCAACAACAACGACCGCCUGACGGAGGCGAAGGCCAACUUCCCACCGUACGGGCAGGACUUCCCCGGCGGGGAAGCCACCGGGAGGUUCUCCAACGGGAAGGUUCCGGGAGACAUGCUAGCAUCUAGGUUGGGUAUUAAGGAAUUAUUGCCACCCUACCUCGGAAAUGAUCUUCCACUGAGUGAGCUACUCACUGGUGUCGUCUUUGCUUCUGGUGGUAGUGGAUACGAUCCUUUAACUUCGAUACCUGCGACUGCUACGUCGAGUACUGGGCAACUUGAAUUAUUCCUUGAAUAUAAGGAUAGACUAAGAGCUUUAGUCGGAGAAGAGGAGAUGACACGUGUAAUCUCCGAAGGCAUAUACUUCACGGUCAUGGGGGCAAAUGAUCUUGCAAAUAAUUAUUUUGCAAUUCCUUUGAGACGGCAUCAAUAUGACCUUCCUUCGUACGUGAAAUUUCUUGUCUCUUCCGCUGUCAACUUUACUACGAAAUUAAAUGAGAUGGGUGCAAGGAGGAUUGCAUUCCUUGGCAUUCCACCAAUUGGAUGUUGUCCCUCGCAAAGAGAACUUGGAUCAAGAGAAUGUGAGCCCAUGAGGAAUCAAGCAGCAAAUCUAUUUAAUUCUGAAAUAGAAAAGGAAAUACGCCGACUAGAUGCAGAACAACAUGUUCAAGGCUCGAAGUUUAUUUAUCUUGAUAUAUACUACAAUCUGUUGGAUCUCAUUCAGCGACCUAGUUCUUAUGGUUUCAAGGAGGUAGCCGAGGGAUGUUGUGGAAGCACAGUGCUAAAUGCAGCAAUAUUCAUCAAAAAUCACCCUGCAUGCCCUAAUGCCUACGAUUACAUUUUCUGGGAUAGCUUUCAUCCUACCGAAAAGGCCUACAACAUUGUGGUUGAUAAACUGUUUCUGCAAAAUAUGCAGUACCUGAUGUGAAAAAACUCACUCUCAAUGAAGGCAUGAACAAAUAUUAUUAUAAAUUGCAAUUAAUUUGUUAGCAAGUACUCACUGGCACUAUUAGGAUUGCUUGGCCAUUCAUGCAAACUUGUAUCUUGAGUGAAAGAUUGCUCCUUCAAAAUGGGUAAAGUCUAGAGGUUUGUGAAGUACAUAAGAAAAUUGUUCUGGUA
Messenger RNA from Hordeum vulgare subsp. vulgare (domesticated barley), 1330 nucleotides. Its product is annotated as GDSL esterase/lipase EXL1-like. The coding region runs from base 87 to 1139 and encodes 350 amino acids. NCBI's taxonomy places the organism in Eukaryota, Viridiplantae, Streptophyta, Magnoliopsida, Poales, Poaceae. The record is from RefSeq and is a predicted model, not a curated record. The transcript is spliced from 5 exons. Gene Ontology annotation, molecular function: hydrolase activity, acting on ester bonds.